GCCCCCCUGGACACGCCCUUCUUCCGUUUGAGUUUCUCAGCCAUUGGCUAAAGGCGGACUAUAUAAGGACGUCAUUUCCCGUGGCCCAGUCUUUCCGUGCUGCCCAAGCAGGGGUCCAUACGGCGUUGUUCUUGGUUCCCAUCGUAACUUAAAGGGAAACUUUCACAAUGUCCGGAGCCCUUGAUGUCCUGCAAAUGAAGGAGGAGGACGUCCUCAAAUUCCUUGCUGCAGGAACCCACUUAGGUGGCACCAACCUGGAUUUCCAGAUGGAGCAGUAUAUCUACAAAAGGAAAAGUGAUGGGAUCUACAUCAUAAAUCUGAAGCGAACCUGGGAGAAGCUUCUGCUGGCAGCUCGAGCCAUAGUGGCCAUUGAAAAUCCUGCCGACGUCAGCGUCAUAUCCUCUAGGAACACUGGCCAGCGGGCUGUGCUGAAGUUUGCCGCUGCCACUGGAGCAACUCCUAUUGCUGGCCGCUUCACUCCUGGGACCUUCACUAACCAGAUCCAAGCAGCUUUCCGAGAGCCGCGUCUUCUGGUGGUUACUGAUCCCAGGGCAGACCACCAGCCCCUCACAGAGGCAUCUUACGUCAAUCUGCCUACCAUUGCUCUGUGUAACACAGAUUCUCCACUGCGUUAUGUGGACAUUGCCAUCCCGUGCAACAAUAAGGGAGCUCACUCAGUGGGUCUGAUGUGGUGGAUGCUAGCCCGGGAAGUGCUUCGCAUGCGUGGCACCAUCUCCCGUGAACACCCAUGGGAGGUCAUGCCUGAUCUCUACUUCUACAGGGACCCUGAAGAGAUUGAAAAGGAAGAACAGGCUGCUGCUGAAAAGGCAGUGACCAAGGAAGAAUUUCAGGGCGAAUGGACUGCACCAGCUCCUGAGUUCACUGCUGCUCAGCCUGAGGUUGCAGACUGGUCUGAAGGCGUGCAGGUGCCCUCGGUGCCCAUCCAGCAGUUCCCUACUGAAGACUGGAGUGCUCAGCCGGCCACAGAAGACUGGUCUGCAGCCCCCACUGCGCAGGCCACUGAAUGGGUAGGAACCACCACUGAGUGGUCUUGAGCUGUUCUGGAAACACUUCAGCAAAGUGGGAAUAAAGUUGAUAAAAAAUAAAACACCAGUUUCUAAAA
Messenger RNA from Cavia porcellus (domestic guinea pig), 1123 nucleotides. RefSeq names its product ribosomal protein SA (gene Rpsa). Gene Ontology annotation, biological process: cytoplasmic translation; ribosomal small subunit assembly. Gene Ontology annotation, cellular component: 90S preribosome; cytosolic small ribosomal subunit; ribosome. Gene Ontology annotation, molecular function: laminin receptor activity; structural constituent of ribosome. The record is from RefSeq and is a predicted model, not a curated record. Bases 168 to 1055 code for a protein of 295 amino acids. Lineage: Eukaryota; Metazoa; Chordata; Mammalia; Rodentia; Caviidae. The transcript has 7 exons.